AUGUCCCCAGCAGCUACAUCGUCAAACAUCUUUGGGGCGCCAAUUGCAACUAGUGCCCCUGCAUCGUCUUUCCCUGUUCAGAAGGAGCAUCCAGUAUCUCGAAAAGGGAUCAUCAAUAAAUCUGGGCCGAUAGGUACGAAUAAAUUCUAUGCCAAUUUCUUUCUUGGUAACCAGACGUCGCCCACAUUCGUGCACCCGUAUUCAGUUGUUUGGGCGCAUGGUCAGGGAGCAUCGUCCAGCUGGGGGUUGGCGAUCUCACAUAUCGAUGCACAUCAGAUAGUGUACGGUAAAGCAUCGAAAGAAACAGGUGCCGCGCAAUACUUUUUGAGCCCUGUUGGAAUUCAGUCAUUAUGUCUCUCGGCGUUGGAACUGGGUCCAAAGACUAGUUUGACAACCGAUAAUCUGUCUGCACACUCGGUCAACGUCAACUUACACAGUGAUCCCAAAGCGAAGCCCCUUGUCACAUUCCCCUUGGUGCAAGGUAUGGGGUUCGUUACAGCUAUCUACCAAGGAGGAACUCCGCUUAUCAACACUGGUAUCUACUUCAAGACGGUCACAAAAUCAAUCAAGGGGCCUAAACCAGGCGUGACCAAGUACACGCUAUAUUUGGAGGACGGAAAUGUAUGGCACGUAUACGCCUAUUCGGAAAAGGGCGACACUUUUGACCUCACCGUCGUCAACAAUGGAAUGGCUAAGGCCGAGAAGCCGUUCAACGGUAUCAUUCAAGUUGCCAAGGAUCCCGGCGACGCCGAGACCGUAAUAGACGCCGCAUCUGGUGCAUACCCCGUCAACGUGACGCUUUCCGGCUCAGUAUCUGGGUCGAAGGGCACAUACACGUUCAGUUUCGAGAAGGCAGGAAUUUCAGAUGUUAAACCACUAAUUUACGCUCUGCCUCACCAUGUCGACUCCUUCGACGAUGCGACCCAUAAAAGUAUCACGACGGCGAAGCUACAAACCACGACCAAGGGAGUAGCCGUGGGCGUGGUUGCAGAUUCGUGGACGAUGGUUGAACCUAAUAUGCCUGUCUCGAUGGGUCUUGCUCCUUGGGAUCCCGUCGACGCUAUGAACGAAACUGCCCAGGAUGCACUCCACCAGUCGGACCCAGAAUUCAAUGCGUUGGCGAAGUUCGCUGGAAUCUGUUACGUAGCCAACGACUUGCUCAAGAACACGGCAUUAGCUGAGAGAGGGUUAGGAAACUUGAAGGCCGCUUUCAGUCGGUUCUCAGCAAACAAACAGCAAUUUCCGCUGUACUAUGAAACUGCCUGGGGAGGUCUUGUGUCUUCUGCAACUUACCAGACCGGAAAUGAUGGUGCAGAUUUUGGCAAUACGUUCUACAAUGAUCACCACUUUCACUACGGUUAUUUCAUCUACGCUGCAGCUAUCAUCGGCUAUCUUGAUCCUAGUUGGCUUACCAAAGACAAUGUCGACUACGUGAACUCGCUAGUCAGAGACAUUGCCAAUCCUUCUCCUUCAGAUAAAUACUUCCCAGUCUCGCGUAAUUUCGACUGGUACCAUGGCCACAGUUGGGCUCAUGGCCUAUAUGAAACCUCUGAUGGAAAGGACCAGGAAUCAAGCUCGGAAGAUGCGAUGCAUGCUUAUGCCAUCAAGGUGUGGGGAAACACGAUCAAGGACGCUAAUAUGGAGGCCAGAGGUAACCUAAUAUUGUCAAUCAUCGCUCGUUCCAUAAACCAGUACUAUCUCUAUACUGAAGACAACAAUGUCCAACCGUCCCAGUAUGUGGGAAAUAAGGUUGCCGGAAUUUUGUUCGAGAACAAGUGCGAUCAUAAUACGUACUUCGGGUCCAACAUCGAAUACAUCCAAGGUAUCCAUAUGAUUCCGCUUCUACCCAGCACGAAACUCACUCGACCCGCCAAUUUCGUGAGGGAAGAGUGGGCGACGUACUUCGACAAGGGCCGAGCCGAAAAUGUCGAAGGAGGCUGGAAGGGGAUUCUCUUCGCCAAUCUAGCCACAGUCGACCCCAAGGCAGCGUGGGAUUUCUUUACACGGAAGGACUUUGAUCCUGGGUGGCUGGACGGGGGCGCUUCGUUGACGUGGUAUCUGGCGUACUGCGCAGCAUUUAUGUGA
Molecule: messenger RNA, 2085 nt
Organism: Daldinia childiae
Lineage: Eukaryota; Fungi; Ascomycota; Sordariomycetes; Xylariales; Hypoxylaceae
Product: putative endo-1,3(4)-beta-glucanase 2
Exons: 7
Coding region: 1-2085 (694 amino acids)
Cellular component (GO): cell surface
Molecular function (GO): endo-1,3(4)-beta-glucanase activity; glucan endo-1,3-beta-D-glucosidase activity
Source: RefSeq, a predicted model, not a curated record